Corticium candelabrum is the source of this 3759-nucleotide messenger RNA. Its product is annotated as gamma-aminobutyric acid type B receptor subunit 1-like. Gene Ontology annotation, molecular function: ATP binding; transmembrane receptor protein tyrosine kinase activity. Gene Ontology annotation, biological process: multicellular organism development; positive regulation of kinase activity; cell surface receptor protein tyrosine kinase signaling pathway. Bases 583 to 3468 code for a protein of 961 amino acids. Gene Ontology annotation, cellular component: plasma membrane; signaling receptor complex. The transcript has 14 exons. Lineage: Eukaryota; Metazoa; Porifera; Homoscleromorpha; Homosclerophorida; Plakinidae. The record is from RefSeq and is a predicted model, not a curated record.
AUAAUUAUUUUUCCCCAAUCUCGGUAAAGUAUCAUGUAAUUUCAAACAACUUACUAGACUAGAGAUCAUGCAGGCGCUUGUAUAGUGUUUUCCGACAGACGGAUAUCUGUAGAUAAAGGUUAAUUGCUACGUCUUCAGUCAAGGGCGUGUCUAGAAUGAUUGAGGCGCACACUCUUUGUAACUAAUUAAUUUGCUUUAACGUUAAUGAUCCACUGUUGAGGCGCUUCGAAUUGUUAUCUUUGGAUCGUUAGUUUUCUAACAAAUGAAAGUGGCGUGGGACAUAAAGCUGACGUAGAUAUGAGGUGGAGAUAGAUAGUAGAUCACGAGAUGAUGAAGGUGUGACUGACAAGUACCAAUUAGAACACAUUAUACAGACAGAGUGCAUUACCAAGCCGUUUCAGUGUUGAUGCUACCGCCCGUACUCUUCACAGUGCCACAGUAACGUGCAGUGUUGCAGUGCUUGCUUAGCACAUUCGAGCACGUUGGAAACUUGGUUGUCGACGUCGUUCAGGCCAAGAGACCGUAUACGUAUGUAUAGAACUGUUUCUAGCUGAAAUUUAGUGCAGUCUAUCACUAGAGGACAUGCUGUGGAUGUGGAGGCGUGUCAUUGCACCUGCACUGAAGCUUCUUACAUUCUUUCAUUUGGCGUCGAGCAGCAAUUCAACUCAAGAACUAACCCUUAGUGUAAUUCUACCGUUUGACGGCGGUACAUGGUGUCAAGGCCACAACAUUCUUCCUGCCAUUCGAAUGGCUCGAGACAUCAUCAAUCAAAAGGGUUUGAUUCCUGGCUAUAAUUUGACGACGGAAAUACACAAUGGCAAGUGCGACGUAUCAGAAGGACUGGAGUCUUUUAUUGACAGCUUGCUGGCUAGAGACAGACUUCUAGUUGGUUUUGUCGGUCCCGGAUGCUCUAGCAGUGCCAAACCCAUUGGAGCGGUCUCUCGGCAAUACCCUUUCAUCAGUAUUUCGUAUUCAGCCGAAUCUUCUGAGUUAUCAAAUUCAGUUACAUAUCCCUAUUUCUUACGCACGGUCCCUCCUGCUGGAGAACUACAAAAACUAUGGCUAGCGCUUCUCAAACAUUACGGAUGGUUUCGUUUUGCUUUGGUCAUACAAAAUGACCAUGCUGGUUUCUCUACCGAUUGGUUUCAACAGGAGUUGCUAGACGACCCACUAUUCAACUGGUCCGACGUGACGUUAAUUUCAACUACACAAGACGGCCGCAGUUGGGAUCCAGUCGCUGUUAUCAAGGAGCUCCAGAAAAACGACAUUAGAAUCAUACUUGCAAUGCUGUUUGAAGACCACGCUCGCGAGCUUAUGUGUGCUGCCUACAAGAUGGGAUUGACUGGCUGCAGAGGUGAAAAACAGUACGUGUGGAUAUUUCCCGGAUGGUAUGACAGCGAAUGGUGGUAUCGCAGUUCUUGUAAUGAACAACUAGACACGAACUGUCCAGGACAUAUGGUGCUCCACGCUCUUAACGGGUACUUGGUUAUUCAAAAUCAAUAUUUUACAGACAAGUCGGAGGAUGAAAAGAUUGCCGGUGGGCUGACAGUGAAGCAGUGGCAUGAAAAAUAUGAAAGCUAUCGUAAGGUUUAUCAAGAAGAAUUGAGAGGCAGAAAUGAGACGGUGACGUUGCGAGAGCGGCACUUCGGGAGCUAUGCUUACGACGCUGUUUUUACUUGGGUGUAUGCACUAAACAAGUUUUUUCAAGAAGGAAACCGACCAAAAUUUCACAUUUCCGAUGACAAAUCUGCGAGUAAGAAAAUUGGUACAAGACUUAAAGAAAUCAUGACUGGUGUUAAAUUCAGUGGCAUUUCUGGAGAAGUAAAAUUUAAUGGGAAUGAUCGGAUAGCAAACUUGACCGUCAGAAAUUUCGUCAAUGGAACUUAUCGAACAGUUGCCACGUACGACACAAUAACGGAAACGUUUACACAUGAAAACGUACUUGUGAACUGGGGCAAUGGAUGUGAUGCGACAAUACCGCGUGAUCGUGCCGUCGAGGUUUUUCAUGGCUGCUCGGGUUUGACAUCGUUUGCAUUACUGCUAGGCAGCUGUGCCAAAGCAGUCGCUAUAGUUAGUUCUUUAGGAUUUCUGGUCGUUCUGCUUAUCAUUUUACUGCUCUUUUUUCGGUAUCAUCGGAAAUUUGAGGCGACACGAAAAAGAAUGAACUCCCUGGGACUAAUGGAUCGUAAACGCAGAUCACUGUUACUAAAUGUCGACGACUUUGAAGUCUCCCGAUCAACGCUGCAGCUGAACCGCAAGCUAGGAGAAGGAUGCUUUGGUGCUGUUUACGGUGGGGAGGGAGUAAGUGUUGUGGAUGGUGAAGAACGUACACCUAUAGCCGUAAAAGCACUCAGACCAGGAGCUGAGCCUGAAGAGAAAGUGCUUUUUCUAGAAGAAGUUCAAGUUAUGAAGCAGUUUAUCCAUCCUAAUAUUGUUCGCCUCAUCGGUGUUUGUACAAAAGAAGAGCCCAUUUGUGCGGUGAUGGAACUGAUGGUUUAUGGUGAUUUAAAGUCUUAUCUUUUGUCGCACAGACUCUGCUUGACAUCACCAGAUCUGCAAUGGAUGGCUGUUCAAGUAGGCCGCGGUGUCGAAUACUUGCAUUCUCGCCAAUUUGUACACAGGUGCCGAUAUUUCAUAUUGAUAUUGAUUGAUGGGUCUAUAUACAGUGUAUGUGCGUUAAUUCUAUUUAUUAUUGCCGUAUGCGUUUGCAGAGAUAUCGCAUCUCGUAACUGUAUGGUAACUCUCAACAAAACAACCAAGCUGGGAGACUUCGGAUUGACUAGAAAAGUGGGAGACAGUAGUGACUAUUACAGAUAUAGGAGAUCUGGACUGUUGCCCAUCCGUUGGAUGGCUCCCGAGUCUAUCAGAAAUGGGAUAUUCGCUACGUCUAGUGACGUUUGGAGUUUCGGUAUUCUUCUUUUUGAAAUUAUUACUCUAGCCGGCUUUCCCUACCAAGAAUGGUCCAAUUACCAAGUUAUUGAAAAUGUCUCUAAAGGCCUCACUAUUCAAUUGCCAGCACAAUGCCAUUCGGAGCUAAAGGGCACUAUGACUGACUGCUGGAUUUACGAAGCGGAUCGGCGUCCGACUAUCAGCGUCGUCUUGUCUCGCAUCGAAGGCGAUACGAGGUCUCAAAUAUUUGUGCCUUGCACCGAAACUUUACCGGAAAUUAUCAACGCUGCAAAUGAAGUAGAGUGCAGUGUACCGGCCGAUACCUCUCUUCCAGUGAGAAAACGAACAAUACCGGUACAUGAGGCAUGUUCAACGCUCGUACGCAGAUUCUCUGAGUCUGCCAUUACCAAAAUGGUUAUUUCGCAAGACUCGGCAAAGACAAAGACGAGCGGUGAUGACUGCUCCUUGUCGCGUCAACCGUCGAUAAAAUGUCCUCGACAUCCGUUGAGUUCGUCGUCGCUUAGACGACAUGCUAAUAAACGGCAAACACACUUCACCUGUCAGGAAAGCUAUAUCUAGGCAGGUCGUAUGGAUAUGUUCAUAUUUGGGUAUCCCGUAUAUGGUACAGGGAGCACCAUGCUAUUGCAUGAUUGCAAAAAUUACUAUUAAUUAGUAUUGCAGUGCGCUCAACUGGCAUCUAGAUACACGGAGUAUAGUCGAGUGCAAUAGCUACGCGUGUGCUCAAUUUAUGUGGAUCGUUUUCGUUAAUUAACAUACAUUGUUUGCCGGAAAUCUUAAUAAUCCUAUGUAAAGAUGUGUUAUUUAUACGAAGGUGGAUACGUUUCGUGUACUGGUAAUAGAGACGAUGCA